UGUUUGGCAGUGCAAAAGGUAAACAAAACGUGCAAGCAUGCCGCCAAAAUCGAGCAACAAAAAGAACCAAGCAACUUGGUAUCACUGUGCAACCUGUGACGUGCACAUCACUUCCAAAACCCGAGACACACACGAGCGUGUCUGUCCCAUUGCGGAGGAUGCGAGCGGCACCGAGGUGAAUGCGGAAUAUGUACGCAAUGGCGUGCUCUACACUGCAAGCGUGCUUCAACGCACUUUUGAGGUGGAAUCUCUCAAGGAUCUGCCGCCUCAGUAUGAGAGCAUGCUGAUAUUUGUGUCGGAAGGCGCCAUACAGUUGGCCGAGUUUCACAUUGGCCAGCACGUGGUGAUUAAACCGGCAACUGAAGCAGCACAAAUUCAGACACCUUUGGUGCGCAUUGUUUGGCCAGUUUCAGAGCAGUUUCUUACAACGGUAUUUGUCACAUCAGCUGACUACAAACAGAAUUGGACAGCGCUGCGUGGGAAAUCUCUGCGCAUUUCUGCACUGGACACCAGGAAACUCUCUGCAGCUGCCAGCAUCAGUUUGAGGCAACUCAACGAGAGCGAGUCUUGUCUGGAGCAAAGUCAACUUCCAGAUGUGGCUGCUGUGCUUAAGGGCGAGAUUCGCAAUCAAAUUUACUGCCAAGGCAGCGAGCUACAUUUGAAUUUCUUCAACAAACCGCUUACAUUUUGCUUGGCCAGCUGGCAGGGUGUCCAGGAGAGCGCCGUGGAAGACGCACUAGAGCGGCUGAGCUUGGAUAAAUCUCAGCAGUUUGUGCAGAUAACAAGUGCUACACGAGUUGAGCUAAUGCGCCAGGAGGAGCAGGGAAAAGAGCUGGAACCUCAGCUGGAACAUCGCAUAACCAAAGCCAAAAUUGGCGGGUUGGAUAAACAAAUUCAAUUGGUGGAGGAGACCAUGGAUUACGCCCUGGGUUACAAAUCCUUGCCAGCAGGUGUCAAAGUAUCCCGUGGUUUGUUGCUCUACGGCGCCAGUGGCUGUGGCAAGUCCCUGGUGUGUGAGGCCAUGUGUACCGCUGCCCAGGAACGGGACAAGAAUGUCCUGGUCAUCCGCAUCAACAGCGGUGAGGUGUUUAGCAAAUUUCUAGGUGAGACGGAGCAAAAAUUGGGAUCAUACUUUGAGCGUGCCUAUGGACACUAUCCGCAUCCGACGCUGCUGCUCCUGGAAGAUGUGCACACGCUGUGUCCCAAGCAAGAUGCGAGCAGUGAUCUCGUCAAGCGCGUCUCUCUCGCAUUUCUCUCACUGCUCGAUCAGCUGAGCAGUUCCAGUCGCAGCGAGGCACGUCGCACGUUUCUACUCGCCACCAGCUCACAAAUUGAUGCACUGCAUCCGAGCAUAAGACGCGCUGGUCGCUUGGACUGUGAACUGGAGUUGGGCGUGCCCACGCCCCAAUCCCGGCGUGAGAUUCUCCGUUGUCUACUGCAGCCGCUGGAGCACAAGCUCAAGGAUUCGGAGAUUGAGGAGAUUGCCAGCAUUACACACGGCUAUGUGGGCGCUGAUUUGGCCAAUCUGGUUUAUGCGGCCAUGCUGACGGCACUUAAGGGUGAAUCGACAGCACUCAAGAAUGAGGCAAGGAUGAAGCCCUUGGAGCUGCGGGAUCUGCAGGCAGCUCUGACUCAGGUGAAACCGUCGGCAAUGCGGGAAGUGCUCAUCGAGAAUCCCAAUGUGCUGUGGUCGGACAUUGGCGGUCAGGCAGCUCUGAGAUUGAGCUUGCAACAGGCCAUCGAAUGGCCUUUGCUGCAUGCCGAGAAAUUCCAGCGUUUGGGCAUCAAACCACCACGUGGUGUACUCAUGUUUGGUCCGCCUGGUUGCUCCAAAACAAUGAUUGCCAAGGCUCUGGCGACAGAGAGUAAACUAAACUUUCUGUCCAUCAAGGGGCCCGAGUUAUUCUCCAUGUGGGUGGGCGAAUCCGAGCGUGCGGUGCGUGAGGUCUUCCGCAAGGCGCGACAAGUUGCCCCGGCGAUUGUUUUCUUUGAUGAAAUCGAUGCCAUUGGCGGGGAACGUUCCGAGGGUUCCUCCAGCGGUUCCUCGGUCAAGGAGCGAGUGCUCACCCAACUGCUCACCGAACUGGACGGCGUGGAGACGCUGCAUAAUGUGACCAUUGUGGCAGCCACGAAUCGUCCCGAUAUGAUUGACAAGGCGCUACUUCGUCCCGGUCGCAUUGAUCGCGUCUGUUACGUGGGAUUACCCGAGAUGGAGGCACGUCGUGAAAUCCUCCAGAUCAAGCUGCGUUCCAUGCCUUUGGCGGUAGAUGUUGAUGUGGAUCAGUUGGUGGAGCGGACCGAGGGCUAUUCGGGUGCAGAGAUUCAGGCCGUUUGCCAUGAGGCCGCAUUGAGUGCGCUGGAGCAGAGUUUUGAGGCUGAAUCCGUCAAGUGGGAGCAUUUUGAGACUGCCCUGCAAACGGUUCAACCACGCACAAGUCCCGAGUUACUGCGACUCUAUCAGGAUUACCUCAAAAAGUAGUUAAUUAACUUAUGCUACACUUGUAAAAGAAUUAAUUUUUAAUAUUACAAU
This is a messenger RNA of Drosophila innubila, 2530 nucleotides long. RefSeq names its product ATPase family protein 2 homolog. The transcript has 4 exons. Bases 38 to 2479 code for a protein of 813 amino acids. The record is from RefSeq and is a predicted model, not a curated record. Gene Ontology annotation, cellular component: cytoplasm. Lineage: Eukaryota; Metazoa; Arthropoda; Insecta; Diptera; Drosophilidae. Gene Ontology annotation, molecular function: ATP binding; ATP hydrolysis activity.